UCAAUAUUUUCGGAAUGAGGCAGGCAGGUCAAUCACUACAACCACUGGACAAGCACCAAUAAGUCCUGUAGUUGACACCGAGCAAUCAGACGCAAUGGCUUCAAACAACCCUACUCAAAUCUUCGCCGACGAUGUACAAGAGGAAAAAGGUGAAAAUGCCCGUCUCUCCGCGUUCGUGGGAGCCAUUGCGGUGGGCGACCUGGUCAAAUCUACCCUGGGUCCCAAAGGAAUGGACAAGAUCCUUCAGAGCGCCAGCACUGGCGACAUCAUGGUGACGAACGAUGGAGCAACAAUUCUGAAGUCAAUAGCCCUUGACAACGCCGCUGCAAAAGUGCUCGUCAACAUUUCCAAGGUCCAAGAUGACGAAGUCGGAGACGGGACUACCUCUGUUACAGUCCUCGCCGCAGAAUUAUUGCGAGAAGCAGAACAACUUGUCAAUCGCCAUAUACACCCACAGACAAUCAUCGAAGGAUACCGAUUAGCUUCCCAAGCUGCCCUGCAAGCCCUAGAACGAACCGCAGUCGACAACAGCAAAGACCCUCAAGCCUUCCGACGAGACCUUCAAGCCAUUGCCCGGACCACCCUCUCAUCCAAAGUCCUAAGUCAAGAUCGCAAUAAAUUCGCCGAUCUGGCUUGUGAUGCCGUCCUACGCCUCGGGGGAUCAAUUGACCUAAAUCAUAUCCAGAUCAUCAAAAAGCAUGGUGGGAAGUUAAGCGACAGCUAUCUGGACGAAGGAUUUAUUCUGGACAAGAAGAUCGGCGUCAAUCAACCAAAGAGAUUGGAAAAUGCAAAGAUCCUCGUUGCUAAUACGGCCAUGGACACUGACAAGGUCAAGAUUUGGGCGUCGAGAAUGAAGGUCGGAUCGCCCAAAGAACUUGCUGAGCUGGAGAAGGCCGAAAAAGAAAAGAUGAAACAAAAAGUGGAACGCAUCAAAGCACACGGAAUCAACUGUUUCAUCAACAGACAACUCAUCUAUAAUUGGCCCGAGCAGCUCUUCACCGAAGCUGGGAUAGUGAGCAUUGAGCAUGCCGACUUUGACGGCAUCGAACGUCUUGCCCUCGUUACUGGCGGAGAGAUUGCGUCUACAUUUGACCAUCCGGACCAGGUAAAACUCGGUCAUUGCGACUUGAUCGAGGAGGUCAUCAUCGGCGAGGACACAUUGAUCAAGUUCUCCGGCGUAGCGGCCGGCGAAGCCUGCACCAUCGUCCUUCGUGGCGCAACAGAACAACUUCUUGAUGAGGCAGAGCGGUCGUUGCACGAUGCUUUGGCCGUGCUAUCACAGACAGUCAAAGAACCUCGCGUCACUCUUGGUGGCGGAUGUGCCGAAAUGGUCAUGGCCAAAGCUGUGGACUCACUGGCGCAGAAAGUUGGCGGCAAGAAACGCAUCGCCAUUGACUCGUUCGCCACGGCGCUGAGACAACUACCUACCAUCCUUGCAGAUAAUGCUGGGUUGGACUCGUCGGCGCUUGUAUCGGAGCUAAGAAGUGAGGUGUACCGUGGCAUGACGAGUAGCGGGCUCGACCUGCUUACGCCCGGCGGCGGCAUUGCCGACAUGCGCGAACUCGGCGUCAUCGAGAGCUACAAGCUGAAACGUGCGGUCGUCAAUUCCGCAAGUGAAGCUGCUGAGCUGUUGCUGAGAGUCGAUAACAUCAUUCGUGCGGCCCCGAGGAGGAGAGAACGCAUGUGAAGCCCUCACCCAAUGU
Exophiala viscosa is the source of this 1703-nucleotide messenger RNA. RefSeq names its product T-complex protein 1 subunit beta. The record is from RefSeq and is a predicted model, not a curated record. Gene Ontology annotation, molecular function: ATP-dependent protein folding chaperone; ATP binding; ATP hydrolysis activity. Lineage: Eukaryota; Fungi; Ascomycota; Eurotiomycetes; Chaetothyriales; Herpotrichiellaceae. Gene Ontology annotation, cellular component: cytosol; chaperonin-containing T-complex. The transcript has a single exon. Gene Ontology annotation, biological process: protein folding. Bases 95 to 1687 code for a protein of 530 amino acids.